Colletotrichum godetiae is the source of this 295-nucleotide messenger RNA. RefSeq lists its product as uncharacterized. The transcript has a single exon. Lineage: Eukaryota; Fungi; Ascomycota; Sordariomycetes; Glomerellales; Glomerellaceae. The annotation marks the transcript as partial. The record is from RefSeq and is a predicted model, not a curated record.
CUUGCUAUGGCUCGGCGGUCCCGACUUAUCACGUGUGUUGUAGAGCGAUCGACCUGUAUAAGUAGGACCCGACCAGCUGCACCCAGAGUCCUCUCGAGGUCUCGGCAUCAUACCUUCUCUCGCUUUCUCCUUAGACAUCAUACCAGAGUCACACGACCAUGCUGGACAGACUACCCCCCGAGCUUGUUGACAUCAUCUUUGACGAUUGUGACCGUCCAACUCGGAUACGCGUCUUGCAGUGCUCCCAGAAGUUUCGGCAAGCCUUCGAACCACGGAUUUAUCGGCACAAUGUUCU